GGGAAGAGACUAGUAAAGGAAAACUAGAAGAGGAAGAAAGAGUGUGCUACGCAGUUUGUUGUUUCUCCUGCUCUUCCUCUCUCACUCCCUCCAGCAGCUAGAAAAAGUUCGCAAGCGCAGCAUUCGGGAUGGGCGAGAGAGCUCUUCAUUUACGGACCCACGAAAAGAAGCACCCGCUUCACCCCUCCCGAUCCGCGCCGCCGCCGUUUCCCCCCUCUCCGGAUGAUGGAGGGCAGCCGGCGAAACCCAGAGAGGAGUUAGACCUGGCGGACUCCCCUGGAUCCCGCAGGGAUCGAGGAGAGGCGCGCAGCUUUCCUUCUGUCCCGCAAAACCUCCCCUCCCUCCUCCUCCCGCAAAGAAAAAAGGAAAGACCGAACCUCUAAACCAACCUUACCCCUCCCCCUCUUCCUGGAGGAGCUAAAGCCGAAAGUACCGUUCUGUGAUUCACCGGACAGAAAAGAGGAAGGAGGCGGCCAAGAACGCCUAGUGCGCAAACUAAGUAAGUUAGCUGACAAAACGCACCCAUCUUUCAGCGCCUCGGCCGGGUGCGUCAACUCCGCGGAGACCAAGUGGGCUCGGCGUGGAGGGGCCACCAGGGCGGGGAACCCGCUUCGCUCCCCCACGCGCUCCAGCGGCCCGGAGGACUCGGCGCUCGAAGUUCCUGCAGAAAAAGGGUGGUUAGCGGUGGAAAGAAAUCAGGAAACUGGGCUUUCCCCCCCUCACUUCGCCGCCUAGUGUCGGGGAGAUUGGCAAACGCCUUGGAGAGGACCGGGAGAAAUAGCCCUGGAAAAGUGGAGAAAGUGGUCAGGAAGUCGGUCCACUUCAGGCAGCUGUUUAUCUGCUAGUGUACGGGCGAGGCGUGGCGGCUUAACUUCCAGUGCUUUCCAGGUGAGGGGACGGCCAGACUGUCGGUCCCACCCGGCCCGCGCGUGCACGCCCGCCGCAACCUCACUCCUCAACGUCCAGGGCGCUCUGGGCAGAAAAAGCCCCUACCCGAGGUGAUUCUCAAUCCUUUACUAGACUUCUUCUCCCGAGAACUUUUUGGUGGAGGCAUUGACUUUUUUGGUGGCAGCUGCUCAGGGGAGCGAGGAGGAGGAGAAAGUGAAAUUUGAAGGAGAAGAGCGGCUCCUUGUUUUUCAUCACUUCUAGGAGGUUAAGGAAAGUUGUUGGAUGUGGUGACAGCGGAGAGGGGCGCAGGACUUCUUUCCAGGUGGAGUUAGUCCACCGCCUGUUCGGUCGACCCCUCCCGCGUGCAUGUGUGCGCCAGCGGCGGCACGCGGUGCGUGGUUCGGCGAGUGGCGUCUCAGCCGGGACCUAAGUGAAUGGCCCCCAGGGGCUGUGCGGGGCCUCCGCCGCCUCCGCCUCCGCAAGCCUGGUUCUGGCCGGGAAGGAUGCUAGCCAUGGGGGCGCUGGCAGCCUUCUGGGUCCUCAGCCUCCUCACCUACGGUUACCUGUCCUGGGGCCAGGGCUUGGAGGAGGAGGAGGAAGGGACCUUGCGAGCUCAAUCUGGAGAGAGACCAGAGCCCAGCACGACGGCCACCUCCCAACCCCAUCUCAUUUUCAUCCUAGCGGAUGAUCAGGGAUUUAGAGAUGUGGGUUACCACGGCUCGGAGAUCAAGACUCCCACUCUUGACAAGCUCGCUGCCGAAGGAGUUAAACUGGAGAACUACUAUGUCCAGCCUAUUUGCACACCGUCCAGGAGUCAGUUUAUUACUGGAAAGUAUCAGAUACACACCGGACUUCAGCAUUCUAUCAUAAGACCUACCCAACCCAACUGCUUACCUCUGGACAAUGCAACCCUACCUCAGAAGCUGAAGGAGGUUGGCUAUUCAACACAUAUGGUUGGAAAAUGGCACUUGGGUUUUUAUAGAAAAGAAUGUAUGCCCACCAAGAGAGGAUUUGAUACCUUUUUUGGUUCCCUCUUGGGAAGUGGUGAUUACUAUACGCACUACAAAUGUGACAGUCCUGGGAUGUGUGGCUAUGACUUGUAUGAAAAUGACAACGCUGCCUGGGACUAUGACAAUGGCAUCUACUCCACACAGAUGUACACUCAAAGAGUUCAGCAAAUCUUAGCUUCUCGUGACCCCAGAAAGCCUAUAUUUCUAUAUAUUGCCUACCAAGCUGUUCACUCACCGCUGCAAGCCCCCGGCAGGUAUUUUGAACACUACAGAUCCAUUAUCAACAUAAAUAGGCGGAGGUAUGCUGCCAUGCUUUCCUGCUUAGAUGAAGCAAUCAACAAUGUGACCCUGGCCCUGAAGACUUACGGUUUCUAUAACAACAGCAUUAUCAUAUACUCUUCAGAUAAUGGCGGCCAGCCCACAGCAGGAGGAAGUAACUGGCCUCUCAGAGGCAGCAAAGGAACAUACUGGGAAGGGGGCAUUCGGGCUAUCGGCUUUGUGCAUAGCCCGCUUCUGAAAAGCAAGGGAACCGUGUGUAAGGAGCUUGUGCACAUCACCGACUGGUACCCCACUCUGAUUUCACUGGCUGAAGGACAGAUUGAUGAGGACAUUCAGCUGGAUGGCUACGAUGUCUGGGAAACCAUAAGUGAGGGCCUUCGUUCGCCCCGGGUGGAUAUUUUGCACAACAUUGACCCCAUUUAUACCAAGGCAAAAAAUGGCUCCUGGGCAGCAGGCUACGGGAUUUGGAACACCGCCAUCCAGUCAGCCAUCAGGGUGCAGCACUGGAAACUGCUUACAGGAAACCCUGGCUACAGUGACUGGGUUCCCCCUCAGUCUUUCAGCAACCUGGGGCCCAACCGAUGGCACAACGAACGAAUCACCUUGUCGACCAGCAAAAGCAUAUGGCUGUUCAACAUCACAGCCGACCCCUAUGAGAGAGUGGACCUGUCUCACAGGUAUCCUGGAAUCGUGAAGCAGCUGCUACGGAGGCUCUCGCAGUUCAACAAAACCGCAGUGCCUGUCAGGUACCCCCCCAAAGACCCCAGGAGUAACCCUCGGCUCAAUGGGGGAGUCUGGGGACCAUGGUAUAAAGAGGAAUACAAGAAAAAGAAGCCAAGCAAAAAUAAGGCUGAGAAAAAGCAGAAGAAAAGUAAGACCAAGAAGAAACAGCAGAAAGCAGGCUCAUUUUCAAAUUGCCGUUCCGAUGUUUGCCAUCACCGUGGAUAAGUACACGUUUUUUCCUGGCUGGUUGAACCUAAGUCAGUCUUAGUCUUUUAGCUGUUUUCUAGGUAAACCAGCAAAUCUGGCUCGAUAAUACCACGGCCGUAAGCACCAGACUUACUUUCGUGUGUCGGCCACGGGGAAAACAGGGCUAUUCAGUCCCAAAGGUGCUACCCUUGCGAGCCACACUUGGAGGAGAAUGGAGAUGCUUAUUUCUUUUGCUCCUUUGUGAAAGUGCUCGUUAAGGAGUUCAGCUGUUGUGUUUCGGUCAACGGACCAAACACUUGCUUUAAACUGCAAGCCAUGAAUAUGUUCAUUUGAUGCAAGUUACAGGGUAGCAUGAUGAAAACUACCUUUGAUCAAGUACAAAGGUUGCCUCACCUCAAAAGGCCUUGAAAAAUAUUUUUUCUUAGUGAAUUAUUGUAUCUCCAUCUUAUGAUACUUGGUUUUUUAAAUUAAUUCCAUUUCACGUAUCAUUUCCCUUCGUGUGAAAAUAAGCUGUUUCCUCCUGUGUAAACAGCUUGCACCUCAUUUUAUCACGCAUGAGGGAAUGGCAAAUGAGAAUGUUUGAGCACACUGCCAAAACGUGAAUGUAACUAUUUUCUAAACGCUUUAACAGAAUGACAUUUCAACGUAAAGUACAUAAUUUAUUUUACAGAAAAAAUAUUAUUUUGUUUUCAUAAAAAGUUAUACAAAUGACUUUUAUUUUUAUUUUCUAUAUACUGUUAGAAGUUUAUUUCAUAUCUUCAAGAUUACCAAGCACUGUAAUACUAUAAAUUACUGUAGUACUGUGUGAAUUCAUAGAAUAUAAAAAGAAAAUUAGUCAGAAAAAAUGAUAAUCAUCAUUGUUCAACCAUUAUUUUGAAUGUAAAAAGAUGAAUAUAUUCCUUACAAAUUACUUGGAAAUUCAGUGUUGUAUGGGGUUGAGAGACAACUUUAUUGUUUCUGUCAUAAACACUUUAUUUAUGUGUCUUUAUUAUUAAAAUGACUUAUUUCACAGCACUAGCAAAUUUAGUGUGGUUUUCCUGAUCUAGUUUCUAGAUAAAAUUAUAUUAUUCAUCUUAACAACAAAAAUCUUUACAAAUAGGCAA
Messenger RNA from Leptonychotes weddellii (Weddell seal), 4210 nucleotides. RefSeq names its product arylsulfatase family member J (gene ARSJ). Gene Ontology annotation, molecular function: sulfuric ester hydrolase activity. Lineage: Eukaryota; Metazoa; Chordata; Mammalia; Carnivora; Phocidae. The record is from RefSeq and is a predicted model, not a curated record.